AUGUCGGAGCGCAGCGUACGGGAUGCGUAUGCAUCCCUGCAACAUGUGUACGUCGAGCACAAAGAGCAAGUGCGCGCGCUGCGCAACUCAGUGGUGGAAGGAGUGUCACGCGAGCUGCUCGCGACGACCGAGUGCUCGGAAGCCGCGCUCAAUGCCGCGCGUGCAUUUUUAAACGACGACACACUUGUCUUCCGCUUCCUCCGGCGCGCCAAGUUUGACGAUGUCAAGGCACGCAAAGCACUCUACAAGACAGUGCAAUGGCGGAUCGAAGGCAACAUUGACAGCCUGCCUGCGGGCAUGCUGCACUCGACAUACAUGAGCGAUUCGGCGAAUGGCAUCCCCCUUUUAUGGCUUCACUCGCGUUUCCGCGACAAGCUGGGGCGCCCCGCACUGUUUUUGCGCUUGCAGCAUGUGGAAGCGAUGCCAAAUGGACUGCAUGAACUCAAAUCGACCAUCAUUGCCGCGUUCGACGUGAUUCGACGCUACUUGCGCCACGUAAAUCGGCGCUCGACGCGGAAUGCGACACAUGUCCUACAGAGUGUCAUGCUGCUUGAUGUGUCCGAAGUCGGCAUAUCGAGCUUGGAGCUGGAUAUGUUGCCUUUCCUGCGCGACCUGCUGAAAAACCACUACCCUGGCACGUUCGGCACGAUUUAUGUACAAAACUACAGCUGGAUCCAAGCGGGCGUGUGGCGAAUGCUAAAGCCGCUCCUCCCCCCGAAACUGCUUGCGCGCCUUGUUUUUAUCGAGCCCAAGGAACUGCUCCAGUGCUUUGAACACGGACUGCCGCGCGCGCUCGGCGGCACGCUGCAAGUUCCCAUCGCGCCCGACUCGAGCGAUGUGCUGAACUACUAUGCGCGCUCGAUUGCAUGGCGCGGCGAUCAGGUGCGCGACGAGCCCAAACCGCCGAGUCUGAGCAUUCGCGCGAUCGACUAUGAGAGCAUCUAUGACGUCAUGUCCCGCGCAGGCUCGCCGUACACAGCGCACGCAAUGACGCCCAUGCAAAGCAUGCCAGGCACGCCGCGCUCGCGUGCGAUUUCGCCAAUGCUUGCGCCACGCACGGGCCUUGACACGGUACCGACGAUGACACUCGACGUGCAUGGGCAGAGCAGUGCCUUGGUCCAAUGGUUUUCUACGUGGAUGGGACGUGCGCAAGCGCCAGAAGGCCAACAGGCACAGACGCCUCUCCAAACGCCGCGCUUGGAGAUUCCUCAGCCGUCGUUUUCCCCACAAGCACCGCGCAGCACAGACGGCCUUGCGCCGCCCACGCCAGAGGCGGCAGAUGGCUCCCAGCCGACCGACGACAAUCCUGUGACGCGGUACCUUUCGUGGCGCGCGCACAAGUAUGCGCAAAUGGACGGGCACGUAUCCCCCUACAAUAUCGAGAACCCAUACUUUGGCUACCCCGCCGCGUACGUCGACGAGGAAGAGCCAGAGGUCGAGGCAAGCACGACGACGAGCGUGGUAAAUACAGACAGCGCGCGGCAGUCGGGUCUUUCGCGCCAGCUCCGUGUGCGGCGCAGGAAACGCGAUUUGCUGCGCACGCUCACGUACUUAUUCAUGCUGCGCCUCCUGCACAUCUACCGCCAAAUCAAACGCGGCGCUUUCGUGCUGCUAUGGACUGUGUUUGGCAUUCCUACACGCUUAUCGAGCACCAAGCGCGGCGCAAAACACACCCAAAAGCGGUGGCACAAAAUACGCAUGCGCAUCGUGCUCCUAGUUCUCAUCAUGGCUGUAUCACAGGCGGCUCGGCUGGGCCCCUCUUUUUGGAUAUCGCGGCGCAGGCGCGUCGCGCAGUAA
Molecule: messenger RNA, 1797 nt
Organism: Malassezia vespertilionis
Lineage: Eukaryota; Fungi; Basidiomycota; Malasseziomycetes; Malasseziales; Malasseziaceae
Exons: 1
Coding region: 1-1797 (598 amino acids)
Source: RefSeq, a predicted model, not a curated record